AUGUGCGUCAGCCGCUGAACUAUUUACAGCAUAGUUAGUGAAUUUACUAUAUUUUAUUACGUGGUUGCGUCUAAACGUGACAUGAUUUGCCUUGGAUUUUUGUUUUUGAUUUGUUGGGUCAAUGAGCCGUUUAAUGUGAAUGGGAUUAAAACACUUGAGAAAGUAUGGAAAGGGAAACGCAAACUGAACAAGUAUUUAUUUGACAAUCCUCUUUAACGAACUGUACUGCUUACUUUGUAAAAGUGGGCUUCUUACAUUAGAACUCAAUCAACUCUUUUAUUAUGGAGAUAAAUGAGGAACCUCCUGUUCAAUCUUAUGGUUUAGAGACAGCAUGCUCUUCCUUGCCAGACUUAAUAACAAGCGAUGACAAUAUUGCACUCAAUUCAGCUGGAGAUGAUGACCUUCUUGUAGCUAGAAAGCAGUCUGGUAGCUUUCUUACUAAAAUACGAUCGUUAAGUCUGGGGAGGAUUAUGAGACGAGAGAAAGCCGAAAAACUUGAUCUGGAUGUGGCCUGUGAGAAGAUCAAAAUUCAUGAACUGAAUUCUUGGAAUGAUAAGUUGAAAAUGUUGCUUGAACAUAAGUACAAUGAGGAAGAUACAUCCGUGGAUGAGAUUAUUGAGGAGGCAUUUAACAACCUAUCAUUUUUGUUCCCUAACUUUCAGGAACGUUACAGAUUAGAACGAAGAAAUCCAAUAGGAAUUGGUACGACUGCGAGUAUUCAUCUCAUAUCGGACAAAAAAAAAGAGAAUCGCCGAGAGAAAAGUUACUUUAUCGCAAAACGAUUCCGGUUGGAAAGAAACAAACAGCAAAGUACAGCUUCUGUGAAAAAAUGUUUGCUUGAAUGGGCUAUUCAUUCGCAACUGGAGCACCCAAACAUUGUUAAAAUUCACAGUGCAUGCUUUGCGGAAGCGAAUUUUCUUUCCAAAACCUCGUACUUGUGUCUUAUUCAAGACUAUUGUUCUCAUGGCGAUCUUUUAACCCACCUUUUGGAAAAGCAUCUGACACAGGAUGAUAAAAACUGUUUCCUAAAACAGAUAUUGCAAGCAAUCGCUUAUGUUCAUUCCAAAGGAAUUGCACAUUUAGACAUAAAGCCUGACAAUAUUCUCUUGGCCCCAGAUGGACGGCUCCAGCUAACUGACUUCGGUACCAGCGUGCUUGUUUCUCCUGAACAUUAUUACACAAGGAUGAAAACAUGUAGAGGCAUGAGUGGCACAUUUCCCUAUGCUGCACCAGAAGUGAACGAGGAUGCUGCGUAUAGUGGGAUAUCUGCAGACUUGUUUUCAACGGGUGUGUUGUUGUUCACGUUAUUUUGUGAGUCUUUUCCAUUCCAGAAGGCAAGUAUUGAGGACACACACUACUCCCAAUUAUCUAAUUUUUAUGAGGCUCUUUGCAAAGAUAGUGAUGCUUUUGGAUCUCCCGAAACGUUUCGCUUGUUAAAGGGCGUCCCCUCGUUCAGACUUUUUCACUCUAUUCCGUUAGGUGCAAAACGUAUAAUCAUGGCUAUGAUGCAUCCGAACCCGAGUAUGCGACCGGAUAUCACCGUCAUUCGACGAAGGAAAUGGGUACAGCAAAUCAACUGUUGCUGCGAUGAAGACCAGCUUGAUACUCCCGAGUUGGUUGAUGUCUCUCUGCCUAUUAAGAAUCUUAAAGGCUUAAAACUGAUCCAUCAUCACGCUCUUAGUUAAUCUUUGCCAAUUCAGGCUGGAUACUUUUCAUCUUAAACUUUUCUUUACUUAGCUUGGUUGAACUUCGCAAACAAUUUUCCUAAACAGCUCGGACUUUUUCUGCAUAUAAAUAUUAAAUACUUUUUUUCAUAGCAUCAGUGAACAUAAGCUUUCAAUAUGCAUGUCUUAUACA
Schizosaccharomyces japonicus yFS275 is the source of this 1857-nucleotide messenger RNA. RefSeq names its product HAL protein kinase Ppk24. The coding region runs from base 282 to 1685 and encodes 467 amino acids. NCBI's taxonomy places the organism in Eukaryota, Fungi, Ascomycota, Schizosaccharomycetes, Schizosaccharomycetales, Schizosaccharomycetaceae. The transcript is spliced from 2 exons. Gene Ontology annotation, molecular function: transferase activity; nucleotide binding; protein serine/threonine kinase activity. The record is from RefSeq and is a predicted model, not a curated record.